AUGUAUUCUAAUUAAGACCCUGAGGAAUAAUUUGAAUUGAAUGAAUUAAUUGGAGAAGGUGCCUAUGCAAAAGUUUAUAAGGGAAGGCAUAAGAACGGCUAAAUUGUAGCUAUAAAAAUAGUUCCUUCAACUGGCGAAAUUCAAUCAUUAAUUAAGGAGAUUCAGAUCUUAAAAGUAUUAUCAAUUAUGUAAGUAGGAAUGCUAACAUGCUCAUAUAGUACAAUAUUAUGGUUCCUUUUAUAAGGAUGGAAAUUUAUGGCUAGUUAUGGAGUAUUGUGUAGGAGGAUCAAUAAUUGAUUUAUUGAAAAUCACUUAGAAAACAUUAACUGAGUCAGAGAUAGCAGCAAUUCUAUAUCAUGUACUGCUUGGAAUUGAAUAUUUGCAUGCGAAUAAAAAAAUUCACAGGGAUAUCAAGGCUGGAAAUAUAUUGUUGGAUGAAAAAGGAACAAUCAAAAUUGCUGAUUUUGGUGUGGCCGCACAACUCAUAUAUACUAAUGCAGACAAAGUAUUUCUAAUUUAAUAAAAAGGGAACAGUAAUAGGCACCCCUGUUUACAUGUCUCCAGAAGUUAUAUCUAAGAAUCGAUAUAACCAUCUAACAGAUAUUUGGUCGUUGGGAGUCACUGCUAUUGAACUUGCUGAAGGAAAACCCCCUUAUUCUCAUAUUCAUCCUGUAAGAGCAAUGUUUGCUAUAAAAAAUAACCCACCUUAGGGUUUAACCAAUCCUGAAAAAUGGUCCAAGGAAUUUAACGAUUUCGUUAAAUCUUGCUUAAGAGUGUAAGUCUCGGAAAGACCUUCAGCUUAACAAUUACUUUAGUCACCGUUUAUAAAACAGGGCAAACAAGAUUAAAAGAAGUUAGUUAAUCUUAUAGAGAAUUUCCUCAAUUAAAUAGAUGAAUAUAGAUAAUCAAAAACACAAGGAAAUUUAGAAAAUAUUUAGACGUUGAUCUCUAAGCAAGAGAAUAGUGAGGAUGAAGAACAGUCAUGUGGAACUGUAGUGGAAUGUGGAACACUUGUGAUUAAAGAAGAAGAAGUAUAAAGCAAAGGAGAAAAAGAAUUAGAUUUUGUAACAUAUGCUAAGAAGGAAAAAAUAAUCAAUGAAAUUAUUGAUGAAUAAUUAAGUGAUGAACAAUAAAUGGAAAAUAUGAAUUAAGACGAGAGAAAAAAGUUUUUGGCAUUCUUGCAUUCAUAGAUGGAAGAAGAGAUUUCUAAAGUAAAAUAAAAAUAUAUGCCUAAAAUUGAGAUGCUUACUCAAAAAAUAAAGUCAAAUGAAUCACCUGAGCCAACUAAGCCAACUAAGCCAUUGUAAUAGAUUCCUUAAACUAAACCUUAAUUAUUGAUUUAAACUUAAUAAUCUCAAUAAGUUCAAUAAUAAUUAUAAUAACCUUAAAAGAUAGAAGUUGCAGUUCCAUUUUAAGUCAAUCCAGAAGUACUAUAAAAAUUAUCAAAUUUGAAAAUCCCUUAAAUUAAAAUAUAGAAUGUAAGUUCUCCAACAGCAUAGUUAAGAUCUAAUCCUAAACAAAAAGUAAACCCUGAAUAUUAAGUCAAAUAAAAUAUUCAUUCAAAUUAUUGA
Paramecium octaurelia is the source of this 1571-nucleotide messenger RNA. NCBI's taxonomy places the organism in Eukaryota, Ciliophora, Oligohymenophorea, Peniculida, Parameciidae. The record is from the annotation of a GenBank genome assembly.